AUGGCAAUGACUGCUUUUCUAAUUCCAGACAAUAAACUGCCAAUCAUUCUUGCUGUCGUCAUACCUGUUGUUGUGCUUGCUGUCUUUGCUGGAGUCUUUGCUUGGUGGAUGUGGAGGAGAAAUAAGGACACGACGAUGGCCAACAAGGGUGAUUAUAUAAAGCUAUAUAACUUAAGAAAUGUGUUCGAGCCCUCUGUGCUCAAUGUGCAAAACAAGGAGUACAGGCGAAAUUUUGGGAAGGGUUUCGUACGAAAACCUGCAUUUAUAAUGCAUGCUGCAAUCUUAAACUAUUUCACACAAAUAGCUUACAUUACUUGAAACAUCUAUGCAUAAUAAAUGUAUAGGGCUCUACGGAUAUAUCACCAUAAUUUAAUUCCCUUCAUUCUUAAAGCACUGCUAGGUAAUUAUAGACUUCGCUGUUAUAAGUUGGUAAAUGUUAAGAAUAAAAUUGCUAGACUGUCAAACUAACAAAACCGUGAACAUCUGAAAUAUUUGAAAACUUUUUACUGUGAUGGUGACCAAUCACAGCAUGGAUCAGGACACACUAGCAAGCCACAUUGCAGAACCACAGGAAGCCCAGGCUCUAUGGACGUUCGUUUGCAUUUGAAUUUUACAAGAGAAUAUAUGAGAACAAACACAAUAUGUCCUUAAUUCCGCUUUUUUAAUUUUUGAAAAGAUUCGAAAUAAAAUGGCACACGUUUUUGCUUUGUGUUUUGCAGAUCAGUUCGCUCCUCGAGUCAUCUAGAAGCCAUUUUGGCGCGUUUUAGAUUUUUGAGUUGUACGUACCGUAGCAAAGAGAAACACCCUUACCAGAAUAAAGGGGGGGUUUAUUUAUUAUAGAGAUGUAUAGUAAUAGUACCAUAAGGGGAAGGUAGGGUUCUUAUAAAUAUAAAAAUAGUUUUUGUCAAUUUGUCCAAAGCAUUUUUUGCAGAGUUUUGGAAGGUUAUGGAGGACAUUUUGCUUAACAAAAAUACCAUUAAAAAUGUUAUUUUGCAAGAAAAACAAAACAAAACAAAACAAACAAAAAAAAGGCAUGAAAAGAAAAAAGCCAAGUAUAUCUGUUGUGGUAAUUCAACGCCUGGCUGGACUUAUGGCAAAUUUUAUCUUCAUGAUAUAAAUCUGACCUGACCAUUUUCCGAUAUCUUUAGCGACGGAAUCAAUGCUCGAACUUGAAAAGUAUUCCUCCCACCAAUAAAUAUCCAGUCGAGCUACCUUAACUAACGGUAUUGUUACUUUAACACCCUGCUAAGUUUAACCUUUUAAUUCUCUUAUAGGGAUAGCAAAAGGAGGAAGGUAAUCUCAUGUUUUGGUGGUAGCUUCAGUACUCGCAAUUAGUCCUUUGAUUUAUCCGACAAGAAUAAGAUAUUUGAAUAACUAGUACUCUUCGUGGCAUCGUUAUCGUCGAGCAAUGUUAAGUUAUUAAUGGUACGAAUUUCUUUCCCAGAAACAAAGCAUGUAACAUUUAACGUUAAAUUACUUAGUUUUAAGAUGUGGACGCAACGUGGCCGAGUGGUUAGAGCACUAGACCGCCCUGACCGCAAGCUGGAUUUGUUCUCGGUAGUCCCGGGGGUGGUUCGUCGGUGCCGCAGGUGAAAAAGCCAACUGGUUUACCUUCUAUAAUUUUGGAAUUCUUAACAUCGUUAUGUUGCCUGUGAAUUAUUUGCUCAAUGCUGAUUAUCCCUUAAAACGAAAAAAAUGAAGCUAACUGUGAUCACUCAUUUAAAAAAAAGAGAGAGCGAACGUCGAGCUUGCAUAUGUGUACUCUAAUUUGCUGUCUUGUUGAACCAUUUCAGGUUGUAUGCUACUACAUGUGAAAAAACAGGAGAACUUGAUGUAUGUUUCAUGUCAAAUAGCUACGAAAAUAACACAUCAUAGACCCAGUGCAAAAAUGGGUCAUGUAGCAGCUGCCCGGAAGAGAAGUCACCAAUGGUGCGUUUUCCUGACCCCAAAAAACACUAAAAACAUUCAAAGAAUGACCGGUCAUUGUUUCCUGCGACNGAGCGAACGUCGAGCUUGCAUAUGUGUACUCUAAUUUGCUGUCUUGUUGAACCAUUUCAGGUUGUAUGCUACUACAUGUGAAAAAACAGGAGAACUUGAUGUAUGUUUCAUGUCAAAUAGCUACGAAAAUAACACAUCAUAGACCCAGUGCAAAAAUGGGUCAUGUAGCAGCUGCCCGGAAGAGAAGUCACCAAUGGUGCGUUUUCCUGACCCCAAAAAACACUAAAAACAUUCAAAGAAUGACCGGUCAUUGUUUCCUGCGACCAAUUAGGAGAGACCUUAGGAGUUACCAGUAGCUCCUACACUAUCCUCAGAAAUGGCUGCGGGAUUAAUAUUCUUUUAUGUAAAUUAAAAUUAGCCUGACUAGCCUCCUUUGAGAUAAAGUAUUCUUUGGAAUUUUGUACUUAAUAACGAGGCUGUUAAGGCUAAUUUGAAUAUAAACAAAAGAAUAUGAAACUAAUGCGGCCAAUUUUACAUUGGGUCUAUAAAGCGUCAGUUAUUUUCGACAUUGUUUCCCGUAAUUUCAAUGCAGUAUAUGAGCGUUUUUUAUAAAGAUGGCUAGAUAUCAGCCAAGUUUCCGUUUCUACGAGAAAACUUUUCUUGAAGAGCAAGGCCUGUAAUCCUAAAAGUAGUAUAGUAGGAAUGUGUAACUCCGUUCUUUGGGAGGUAAAUUGAAAAAAAAAAACAGAAAAAAGCUAAGAUAUCAUUGGUGUUAGCGUAUCAUUCCUCAAAGUUAUGAACUUUCCCCUCCAAACACGCAGUAAAACAUUCCUACUCCUGAGAUGGACAGAUCUGGAUGCUGGCCGUAUAGUAAAGUAUAAUUAGGUUCUCUAGACUAAGUCAGGUUAAUUGAAGAGGCCGUCCUUUUUUAUUAAGUUAUUUAUUCACUUGAAAUGUCGUGUAGACAACAACCGUAUGAGGAUAAAUCUAAACUCAACUCUCGUUUUGCAGCGUUUAUUUUAGAUUUGUUGAACCGGGGCGACUUAAAAAAGCUUUAAAAAAAUCUUCGCAAUAAGAGAACGCAAACAAUAACUUCCUAAAUAAUUCCACCUUGACUGGAAUCUUGAUACAAAGAUAACUCUUAGAAUUUCUCCUUCAUUUAUGACCACGAUAAAAGUUCUAAACAAAAAGAGUUGCGAUUUUAGUUGUUUCCCUUCUGAAUUUUAAAUGUUAUGGAUGCAUUUGCGGGGUUUGUGCUAAUCACUAAAGAAGCCAUAGUUUCUCUCGUCUACCCCCCAAACAACUCGUACGCUUCUUUGGUUCCAAGCACAUAUGCCUUGCAAGUACUAUGGAUUCCACGAUGUAGCGCGUCUCUUUACAGUGUUUCACGGAUGACCUCGAAGUGUUGUUAAAUGGAGAUACCUGAUAAACACGUUAGAAACGUCGCAAUAAAUAAAAAUGUGACCAUAAUCGUGAGGUGUAUCAGUGUAAUAUAUCUCUACAAAAAUUGGAGUUGAAAAGAUAACGAGGUUUGUCGGUUCUGUUCUGGUUAUCGUUUUACAGUUGUUCCUUUGUUUGAUAUUUUGUUCUUUUUUUUCUUUUAGUCCUGUUUGAUUUUCGCGUCAGUUAAACCAAAAGAAUCGUACGAUUCUCAUAAAAGGUGGAUAUCGACAAAAAAGUAAACAGUCAAGUUUAAGUGGUGUUUUCUUCUUUAUCUAAGGUUGCAGUGCAAGUGUAUAAUCGUGAACCAGAACAAAUUUCCAUGAGACAAAGAACUUCAGAUGUUUCGUCUGGACAUUAUAUGCCACUGGUUAAGGCACACCAAUCAUCUGGCUCACCGGAAGUCAUUCCAUCAAUCGACGCUUCAUCAUUAAGCCAGUAUGAACCUUUAAACCCAUCAACAAUUUCUUACGAGAUUCUUCGCCAGGACGUGAUAAUUGAGAAGAUAAUUGGCAAAGGUGCUUUUGGUCAGGUUGCCAGGGGAAAGGUUAAAGGCCUACGUGGAAGACAACGUGUGACACAGGUGGCUGUCAAAAUGUUAAAAGGUACAAGAUAACUUGAUUAAUCACUGUGUAACUAAUAAUGCAAGAAUAGGAUAACUGAAAAAUAAAGGAAUGUAACACAAACGAUUCACAAUGAAAACGCUCGUUACCUCACCUUUUAGCUGACGCGCCGGACUCCGACAGGAAGGAUUUGUUAUCAGAGCUUGAAGUUAUGAAGACGUUAAAGCCUCAUCCGCACGUCAUCAAACUACUUGGAUGCGUCACCGAAUCUGGUAGGUUAUUUUUAAUGUAAACUGUCUUUAGUCACCAAUUACUAUGCUGCAAGUAAAGGGUCAGUCGAGUCAUUUUAAUUGUGCCUUUUUCAGUCUGAGUAAAGUCUCUUUGUCCGCGAAUGACUAAAUGAAUACAUCAUUUUUUGCUCAGAGCCCUUGUUAGUCUUGAUCGAGUACGUUCCGUACGGGGAUCUCCUGGGUUACCUGAGAAAGAGCCGUGGAUUAAACGAUACUUAUUUCAAAGACCCAGAUAGCAAACCACAAACAAGUCUGACGUCACAUCAGUUGAUGAAGUUUUCUUGGCAAGUUGCUGAUGGAAUGAGUUACCUCUCAUCUAGAGCUGUAAGCUAAAAUAUUUGACUCUUAGUAUUCAAAGUCUGGUUUAGACUGUCUCCAUUUUACAAAGAAAAAUUAUACAGACUAACGGUAAAGAACACACUCAGGUCCCCUCACUUUCAGCCACGUUUUGCUCUUGCGUUUUGAUAAUACCCCUCGACAAUGGCGAUUUCAUAAAAUUUAUUUCCGGCUGGACUGAUGUGGAUUAAAAUGUAAAGACGUGAAACUGACUGAGCUCUUGUUUGGACAAAUGUAUCCUAUCCAUUUGGUGUCAAAUCUUAAAAAAUAACUUCAAAAUUUAAUGAAAUGUAACAGCAUCAAAGUAAGACAGAAAGACCCGAACGGCUUAACAGGUCCAUAUGACUUGCAAGGUUUUAAGCUCGUGUGAAAUGAAAUCUCACAUUGCAGAUUAUUCAUCGAGACCUUGCCGCUCGAAAUGUUCUGGUUGGAGAAAAUGAAACUUGUAAAGUGACAGACUUUGGAAUGGCAAGAGAUGUGCAAGAACAAAGUAUUUAUGAACGGAAGACAAAGGUUUGUAUCAUAUUGGAAACAAACCUACGGUAUAGGACUGGCACGCAAUCCUUUCCAUUACCUGUGGAGGAAAAUACGUAAGGUUUUGUUGAUUAUGUCGUUGCUUUCUAGGUUUCAUGCUUUAAGAGGAGCUCCCAAAAUUAUAGGCCACGAAGUUAAUGAUAAAACAUUUGACAAUCCUAAAAAAGCGUAAGAGUGUGGUAAUAUAAAGACAGUAAAGACGUCCUUUGCCAUGCAUAAAUUUUUAAUUCAGCUGCAUAUAAAAGAAGAUUACUAACUUUAUGCCUGAUAAAAGUCUUAGAGAACGGCAGUUGCAGUGAAACUUUGUUCGGUUUUGUCCUUCCACACUAAGACAGGAAGAAAGUGUAUAAAAGAAAGUUGCGUGUAAACGAAGCCUGAGUUUCAUUUUUGCAGUAACGAUUAUUUUAAAACUUGAAGAUGGCNAGCUCGUGUGAAAUGAAAUCUCACAUUGCAGAUUAUUCAUCGAGACCUUGCCGCUCGAAAUGUUCUGGUUGGAGAAAAUGAAACUUGUAAAGUGACAGACUUUGGAAUGGCAAGAGAUGUGCAAGAACAAAGUAUUUAUGAACGGAAGACAAAGGUUUGUAUCAUAUUGGAAACAAACCUACGGUAUAGGACUGGCACGCAAUCCUUUCCAUUACCUGUGGAGGAAAAUACGUAAGGUUUUGUUGAUUAUGUCGUUGCUUUCUAGGUUUCAUGCUUUAAGAGGAGCUCCCAAAAUUAUAGGCCACGAAGUUAAUGAUAAAACAUUUGACAAUCCUAAAAAAGCGUAAGAGUGUGGUAAUAUAAAGACAGUAAAGACGUCCUUUGCCAUGCAUAAAUUUUUAAUUCAGCUGCAUAUAAAAGAAGAUUACUAACUUUAUGCCUGAUAAAAGUCUUAGAGAACGGCAGUUGCAGUGAAACUUUGUUCGGUUUUGUCCUUCCACACUAAGACAGGAAGAAAGUGUAUAAAAGAAAGUUGCGUGUAAACGAAGCCUGAGUUUCAUUUUUGCAGUAACGAUUAUUUUAAAACUUGAAGAUGGCCUUCUGAACAUAUAUUUCGGAGUAUAUUUUUCUACCGACUGUCUUUUUCGCUAAGAUGCAGGGAAGCAAGGUAGUACAUUGAUUUUUCAUUAUCUUCCACUUUCGCCUACUUUUCGCCAACUCGCUAUUCCAUGUUCGUCGUCUAUUUGUCUUAUGGUCAUUUAAUUUGUUGAUAUGUAGGGUCGUUUACCAGUGAAGUGGACCGCAUAUGAAUCCCUGCUCUACGGACGAUACACCACCAAGAGCGACGUGUAAGAAAACUUUCUAUAUAUGCAUUAAUAAUUUGAUAUUUGCAUAACAGCAGUUCCUCAUCGCGUGACGUGAGAAGAAGGAAGCAUGCAAGACGAUUAAUGUCACUGGGUUAACCAGCGUUACUGACGCCAACACUAUUCCCCCCCCCCCCCCCCCCCCCCCCCACAAAGAAAGAAGAAAUUUGAAUUCAAAAAAAACAAAAAAUUUUUUUUUUUUUUUUUUUAUAAAAAAACCAAGAAAGUAUUUCUUUUUUUUUUUGUCGUGUAGUAGGGGUGUUAUGCGUUUUUUAUUGUAUUAUGAUUUUAUUCUGGACAAGUACUUUUCGAAUCAAAGUAGUGUUGUUUGAUGGGGGUUAAGUGGUUUUCCUUCCCAUUUAUAUUCAUUAAAAAUUUUUAUUUUUCAAAAAAACGAUUCCCCAACCGGGGACGGGGAAAAAAAGAAAAAACAAAAAACAUUAAAUUCCCUGGGUUAACCCCGGUUUUUACCCCCAAACCCUUUUCCCCCCCCCCCCCCAUCUCUAAACUAGAAGAGAGAAAAUGUGUAUUAAAAAACCGCAGAAACUUUUUAUUUUUAUUUGUUUAAAAUGUAACCGCAGAUAUGUCUCUUUUCGGUCUCAUAGGUGGAGCUAUGGAGUCUUGCUUUACGAGAUAUUUACAAUUGGUAAGGUCCUAUAGCUAUUAACUUACAGUGGUUUUCGAAGUUUUUCUUAUUAUUUUGUUGUGAAAAACAUAAAGAAUGUUCCGAAAGAAGAAAGGUAGUACGUUAUAACAUACUUUAGAGCUCAAGAAUGCAUACAUUAUUUGUAUAUGCUUUUGUUUUCCGCGCAUGUUGUCAUGGACAACUUGCUGCUAACGAUAAAAACCCCAGCGGUACCAUAUGUGAUAAUGGCGAGCUUCAGCAACAAGAACGCUGACCUCCCAAACGUCGUGAACAAAAAUCGGAAGUUGGCUGCUUGGCAUUAUGGGACGCUGCUCAAGUAGUUAAGUGGUUUAUCUGUGGAAAAUGGUUUAUUGGUAACAACUUCGGUAUAGAUCAUUGUAGGUAUUGUCAUUUUCUAAUUUUUUUUUUUUUUUAUCGGCUGUUAGUAUCAUCAUUAUAUUUUAUUUUAUUAUGACAUGUAAGCCAGUGAGAUUCCCUAAUGCGCUCAUAAGAACCGUACUAUUAUUAUUAUUAUUAUUAUUAUUAUUAUUAUUAUUACGUUGGCGCUAAAUCAAAAUUUGGCAGACAUAAAGAAAUCGAGCAAGAACAUUUUUCUUAUUCACAUUAAAUAUUUCUAACACUUCAGGUUUGGAAUGACCGUCCAUGGCACUUCAAGAAAAAAUCAUUUUAAAUGUCCAAAUUUAAUCUCUGAUUAUUAAAAACUUUAAUUUUGAACUUUGCGUACAUUCACUCCAGACUUAGGAAGUUAGGAAUGUUUAUCCUUUUUCAGAAAUGCCAGCUUGUUUAUCCAAAGAAAGUAAAUUCCCCACCAAUUAGCCAAUUUCCUUCAUUUUCAAUUUUUUAAACGUUCAGCCACUACCCUGGGUUCCAGAGGAUAUCUUUUUCUUAUCUUCGUGCCUCGGUCGCUCUUCGGGCGACAGCCUUCGGUCACCCUUCGGGCGACGUGCCGUGCGCCAGCGAGGAUAUGGCUUGCGGUUAUUGAUCUGGGUCAGAUAAGAAGCAAAGAAAUCGUUUACAGUAGAUUUAUAAAGAUCCCAUUGGGCUAAUUAAUCGUGCUAAGGGACAGGUAUAGACAUUUUUCAAGGUGAUACUUUUAAUAAGUAAUUCAUUUAUUCACACGAAACUCCUCUGGACCCUGUGUUCAUGUUUGUUUUCAUUGACGCUGACAGCUGAGAUCGUACGUGACUUUGCGUCUGCGAUGCACGAAAAAAGAAUUGCUAUUAAAAAUUGUCACAAAUUCUUUAUCCAAAAAAAUACACUUCAAGUUUAAAGUAUAUAAAAAGGACGGAAAUCAGCUGAGAAGUGCACACUCUGUAUGUUUUUAGAAGUCAACAGGAUUAAAAAGAUUUUCCGUUCCGAGCCAGGUCAGACUAAAUAUUGCCAAGCAAAACGGCUAUGCCAAACAAAACAUCAUUCUGCAGCAUUUUUUAGCAAAGAAACCGCGACACGAAUUAUUAGGAAUUUGGAAAAAAAGAAAAACCUUUUGCAUCCGGGGUACUAUCCGUGAGAAUGUAGAACUGAGCCCAGCGAGACAAGGGAUAGCAGGAAAACAUCACAUUCAUUCAAAGUACGUCCUCUGGUAGGAAACGUUCAAACAAAGCUUCUUCCUCGAGCAACGUUGAUUCAGUUGUCGGAUGUUCGCUUAAAUUAUUUGGACGUUUAGACAGAGAUUGGUCUGCCACACUUCCAAGAGUAAGCGUGAAAGCCGAGAUCUCCGAAUAACGACCCGGGAUUAAAUAGUUUGUUAUGAAUAUUGCAAUUGCAACCGGUUUUUAAUCUCAUGCGGUGAAGUUUUUCGAUGCAGCCAAUCAGGUUCACUGUUACAGCGUUAAUUCCCUGCGGUCGUGGGAGUAACCAAUCGGCGACCCAGUUCAAAUUCUGAACUGAUUUCUCGCAUAGAAAUGAUGUUUCUUCCUUGUGUGACCAGAGAUCCGUCUCGGGAGCCUUAUCAAACCGUAAGCACGGUUUACUUCCUACUAGGUAUUUUGAGAACGAACCUCUGGAGCCAGGGUAUUCAGCCACAAGAAAACCUCAUGAUUUAAUUUGGGGAAAAUUAUUUUGUUCUAGAUCUCCUAGCGAGAGAUAUUGCCAAUCAUUCAUUCGAACACACCUUUGACCCUUGCCUUAAACCCCUCGUGUGAAAGAUUGACUAGUCGAGAAGCCUUUUCAGAUUAACUUUGGUUGAAAUGUUUUACGUUCAGGGAGACAACUGUCUCUCGCUACAUUGCGAAAGUUCGCUGAUAAUUUAAUCCUGUUACCUUAUCACAGUAAGAACUUACACCAUGACUUAAAUUGACAGCCUUUUUUAGUUCCUCUGGUGCCAAAAUGAGACAGAUAAAGAGGCGAGUGUGUAAAUAAUAUGUCCUUACAGCCACAGUUAGCUCCUUCCAUUUUGAGUAAAAGCAGCAACAAAGACAACAACAAAUUUUGGAAGAACUCAUGCCUUGUUAUAAAGUAUUGUCACAGCCGGUCACUUUCUCCUUUUUAGGGGGUUCUCCAUAUCCACGAAUGGAUGGCAGGAAGAUUGUAAGUUUACUUCAGGACGGAUACAGGAUGACUAAACCACAACAUGUUGAUGAUGAACUGUAA
Porites evermanni is the source of this 9622-nucleotide messenger RNA. Lineage: Eukaryota; Metazoa; Cnidaria; Anthozoa; Scleractinia; Poritidae. The record is from the annotation of a GenBank genome assembly.